Dicrocoelium dendriticum is the source of this 3945-nucleotide messenger RNA. The record is from the annotation of a GenBank genome assembly. NCBI's taxonomy places the organism in Eukaryota, Metazoa, Platyhelminthes, Trematoda, Plagiorchiida, Dicrocoeliidae.
GUCUGGAGCCAAUGUUCGUCCUUGGAGACUGACCUGACUUGACCUGACCUUGAACCACUUGUUACUAGCGCCCUUGCGGUCUAGGAGAUGAGAGCUUUAGCAACUUUUCGCGUUGCUCCUGGAGGAUGAGUUGCCAGAAUUUUUCAAGGAACCUUGGUCCAGCACUCAUAGCAUGGUUCUUGUUGCUUACCUUGACAUCCAUGUACUUGUUUUUUAUCUGUUGGGAAUUCAGCCGACAAACGAGUUACGCCUUGUUAGCUGCUCAUUCUAUUAUCAUAUUUUUCGUAAUCAGUGCUUUUGGGCGAGCUACCUUCAUGGACCCUGGUUUCCUCCCUGUAGGCGUUCCUGGAGAAAAAAUGACUACUAUCGAAAAGGGCGCUUCCAGAACUGUGAUGUACAGAGCGGUUGAAAUUAACGGUAUCUCAACUCGGCUUAAGUGGUGUGUAACUUGCGAGUUGUACCGUCCUCCCAGAUGUUCUCAUUGUUCCAUUUGUAAACACUGUAUCGACGUAGGUGUUCCCUUUACAUCAUCCGGCCGCUUUAGAACUUUGAUCAUCAUUGUCCAUGGCUUAAUAAUUGUAUUGGCAAAAGGAAUUACCGAUACUUCUUUUCUUUUCUGUUAUCACUGACGGUGCACAUGGUCGCUACUUUCGGCGUGUCGGUCUGCUUUGUCUUAUUACAUUCGCAGAACCUGACCAGCUACCGAGUUAUAAUCGCUAUUGUCGUUCUUGUGAUGGUUGGACUUCUUUUACUACCUGUUCUUGGAUUAACCGGUUUCCACAUUUUCUUGGUAUCGAAAGGACGCACAACCAAUGAACAGGUUACCUCCAAGUAUGAUUUGGAUAUGAACCCUUUCAACCGCGGUUGCUGCGUCAACUGGUUGCAUGUGUUUUGCAAAGCUGAAGGACCAGUUCUGAUCAGGCCGACAACAAAUGUGGAUGCAUUAUUACGAAGGAAUAUGAACAAUCAGGGCGAAUUGGUUCCCACCUACACGGAAACAUCGCCUAAUCUAGAUUUUGGCUUUACUUCCAAUCAUCACGUCACCAAAGCCGACGAUCGUGCAGUCGACCCCGCUCAAUCACUUGCGCCAGCUGACGUACCCCAGAUUUCCACUGUGCCCGCGCAAGUCUCCACGAGCUUCUCGCUAGCCGGUGACAAUUACCAUCCAUCCAGCGCUGGGGCACCCGAGGUCCGACCUGAGACCACGACAACUGUGCUGACAUCUGAAAUGCUUACUAGAACCGACGAUCCAACUGUCACAGAGCGGUCAGUUUCGGUCCCUUGUUCUAGUUCUUUUCGCACGAUGGAGGAAGGAGGUCACGGAUCGCUUCCUACUGUAAGCGUUCCACACGCAUCUGGACCUCCGUUUGUCAGUCAACAAAAUCAAUAUACCAACCCGUCGCUCCCUUGUGACUCCGUGUAUUACGGUCCUGGUACUCCCAGUUCUUCACUCGUUCAACCAACCACAAGCUUUCCGCGCACCACUGGAGGCUUUACGUGUGUACGAGGUGGUGCAGAUUCUGGUACUUCUUAUUACUCUUCGACCGGUGAUCACUCAGCUCUGCUCCUUUCACCACUGAAUAAUGCAGACCAAGCGGUUGGACGUAAAUUCCGUAAAACCUCCAGUUUGCUACAUUCUACACGUGAAUCCUCUGCAGCUUCAUCCAGGCGUUAUCUGAUGGCGCCCAUUUCACCUUUUCCUCAAGGGCCUCAAUCAUUGGCUCAUCCCUCGAUGCCGAAGGGGAGUGUUUCAUCUCGUAAAUCGUCACGGGAUUUCUCUAGACAGAUGUUUGUGCAUGCCGGAACUACCAUUCCAGACAAACUAUCUGCUGGUCAGCCUUCCUCCUCGUUGUGUAAUUUGCGCGAGAAGCCACACGCUUCUGUUACCUUAUCUUAUGUACCUGUUAAUUCUUCUGGUGUCGUGCAAUCUACCGGAGAUCACCAUUUGUCUCCCCGUUUACUUUUAAACGACACCUAUGCACCACCGCACACCCUACUUCCAUCGUCUCCAAAGUCUCGAUCACGCUCCGCAGGUGCUGGAUCCGCUCCGGAAGUGGCUCGCAAACCCACUGUAUUCCCACCUCAGAUGAUACCCAUACCAAAUAAUGUGUCAUUAAGAAGUCUGUACAGACCGAUGGGUAUCGCUCAACGACCUACCGAUGAUCGUCGCCUUAUCAGCCAAUCGCGACAACCACCUCAUGAUGCUAGUCCUUAUCCAACCCACUUCCGAAUGUCCUUGCGAACGAUUAAUCCUCAGCCUCGCGGUCCAGCGGCUCACUCGCCGUCAGCAUUCUUACGACCUCCUAGUCACACAUAUAAUGCCUCCGUUUGGCCUCCUGUUCCACGGCACGCUGUUGAGGUAGCUUUGAAAAACCCUCCUAGUGGCGAUGUAUCUCCGAAACCGGUCUUUUUGACUGGCCUUAAACCAACCUAUUCACCAGUCUCCAACUCAGGACCGUCGCCCACUCCUGGCCAACCGAGCUACACCUCAGUAACCAUCAAGCCAACCGCAUCUGCGAACAAUCCCGCCAAUUUAUCCACUGUCUAUUCAUCUUCCACUCCGAACCAACCUCCACCACCAACACCACCUCCGCCUCCACAUCACCAUCAUCCUCGUUCUUCGAAAGGCCAUAGGUCCACUGGGAACGCACUUGCCAAUAAUCCAAAAAAUUCAUCCCCCAGUGCUGACUGGCCUCCUGACCAAGACGUUCCCCUACCUGAUGGGACUUUUGAGAUUUCCGUUUGAUUACAAAAUCCGGCUUUUCUGUACGUCUGUAUGCUUGCAACAGCAUUUCAUUCCCCUUGUCCGUUCGUUUUCUCUCUAUGCUAGACAUUUUUAAUAAUGUUGAUCAUAACUCUUUUUCCUUGUCCCCUUCACUCAUUGCGCUCCAUUUACCAGUCUUUCAUUAUUUUGCAGUUUCUUUCCAAGAUUGCAGUGAACUGCAUGUUUUCUCUUCUCCUUUACCUCAAAAUCCCUGCCGUAGACGCAUUUAAGGCGACUGUCUCUCCCGCUUUCAUCACAAACAAUUAAACUGCUUUGUAUUUUUAAUUCAUUUCAUUUUCGCCUCAUUUUGCGGUGAUUACGCAUAAAUCAGACUUUCCUCUUCAGUCUUCCCUCCGAUCCAACAGUACAUCGCGUGAAGUUAACUCUCAUCUAUGCAUCAUUCUUCGGGUUGUGGUCGCGGAAAUAUUGUGCUUUUAUUUUUUUGCUUCUUUGGAAUUUUCCCUUUGAUUAUAUGCAUUUACUAUUUUUCGGCAUCACAGCUGUGCGUGAUAUUUUUCAUGGCAUAGCACUGUAUCUUCGGUCUCCUCAUUCUCGGGGCUGAUCCAUAGCCAUCGCUAUCUAGGCAUUCUCUUCUUAUUUCCACAUUGAUUGUUCCUUUAUUGUGGACAGAUGCCACUCGUUGUAUGCUUAUUGUCGAAGCUUUUUCUCCUCUGAUUUAUGCGGACCGCCUCAUUCUAGUUCGUUUGUUCUGAGCAACGCUGUAUGUUUCCUUUGUCGUGCAUCCGUGUGAGAGGGGCUGUCUUCCAUUCCGGAUGGGUUGUAUAUAGUGUGAGCGGAUUUCGCCUCUGCGUUUGCUCGUGUACAUUUGAACUGGCUUCGAUUUUGUUUGUUUGACCGGAUAGACCACUUGGUGAAUGCAAUUCCCGAUGUCACACCAUGCACACUAUUAUAUGUACCAUAUAUAUAUGUAUCCAGAAACGCAUGGUUCUUUACGCAAGAAAAGCCUUGUUUAGAGUAUCAAGUCCAUGUUCUUCUUUAUUAUCAUGUACGGUUGUGGGCGAUGGCUGUUUCCACUUUACCCAUUCGUUCUGUUCUUUGGUCUGCCUUCAUACACAGACGAGGUACCUUGGCCCGAUCCUAUGUGUGUUUCGCCCUCAUUUUAGUCAUUAUACACGUUAAUUAGAGGGGGAAAACACCUCAGGUACUGUGCCGCAAUACUU